Molecule: messenger RNA, 1257 nt
Organism: Dermacentor silvarum
Lineage: Eukaryota; Metazoa; Arthropoda; Arachnida; Ixodida; Ixodidae
Exons: 3
Coding region: 1-1257 (418 amino acids)
Biological process (GO): small GTPase-mediated signal transduction; cell migration
Molecular function (GO): GTP binding; GTPase activity
Source: RefSeq, a predicted model, not a curated record
AUGAAGACGUGCCUUCUAAUCUUCAGCAAGGACACGUUCCUAGGGGCCUAUGUGAGUACGGUCUUCGAAAACUACGUCGCCGGAGCCGAGGUCGCCGGCAAACAGUUGGAGCUGGCAUUUGGGCUCACCGCGGAGCAGGAGGAUCAACGGCCGGUAUCGGCAACUGUUGUGCCCCUGGUCAUUGAAGAAAUCCUCCAUGCCUGUCAUUAUUGCGGGGAACAAAAGCCUCGCACAUGCUCUCAGAACUCAGCCAAGGCCAAAAACGGGUGGCAGGAGGACUACGGACGUUUGCGGCCAUCUUCGUUCCCGGACUCGGACGUCAUUCUCACGUGCUGCAGCAUCGACUCGCCCGACUCCCUGGAGAACACCCCAGAGUUGGGGAGGCCGGAGGUGCGUCAGUUCUGCUCAAGCGUGCGUGCCAUUCUUACGGGGACCGAAGGCCUCGCACACGCUGUCAGAACUCACCAAGGCGAAGAACAGGCGACAGGAAGACUACGACGGUUGCGGCCGUUGUCGUUCCGGUUCUCGGACGCUAUCCUCACGUGCUGCAGCAUCGACUCGCCCGACUCCCUGGAGAACAAUCCUGAGUCGGGGAGGCCCGAGGUGCGUCAGUUCGGCCCCAGCGUGCCUGUCAUUCUUGCGGGGACCGAAGGCCUCGCACACGCUGUCAGAACUCACCAAGGCGAAGAACAGGCGACAGGAAGACUACGACGGUUGCGGCCGUUGUCGUUCCCAUUCUCGGACGUCAUCCUCACGUGCUGCAGCAUCGACUCGCCCGACUCCCUGGAGAACAAUCUUGAGUCGGGGAGGCCGGAGGUGCAUCAGUUCUGCCCCAGCGUGCCUGUCAUUCUUGCGGGGACCGAAGGCCUCGCAAACGCUGUCAGAACUCACCAAGGCGAAGAACAGGCGACAGGAAGACUACGACGGUUGCGGCCGUUGUCGUUCUCGUUCUCGGACGUCAUCCUCACGUGCUGCAGCAUCGACUCGCCCGACUCCCUGGAGAACAAUCCUGAGUCGGGGAGGCCGGAGGUGCGUCAGUUCUGCUCAAGCGUGCAUGCCAUUCUUACGGGGACCGAAGGCCUCGAACACGCUGUCAGAACUCACCAAGGCGAAGAACAGGCGACAGGAAGACUACGACGGCUGCGGCCGUUGUCGUUCCGGUUCUCGCACAUCAUCCUCACGUGCUGCAGCAUCGACUCGCCCGACUCCCUGGAGAACAACGCUGAGUCGGGGAGGCCGGAGAUGCGUCAGUUAUGA